UUUUUUCUUUCUUUCCUUUUUUUUUUUUUUGAAGUAGUUGGACAUUUACAUGGAUGGAGAAGGCGCCAUCUUACCUAUUACAUUUAGACCCAUUGUUUUAUUUUCAAUAGGUGUUUGGGGAUGGGCAUUGAAUUUAUUAAUUCUUACUAGAUGCGGCAUUGAUCUUAAUUCAAUACUUCAAAUUCACCCAAUUGACAAACAUACACCUUUAUAUAAAUCUGUUUUUUUCUUGUCUGGUCUCUUUUCUAUCAUUCUAUUUCUUAAUCUUGUAUUAUAUUGGUUUUAUCAAUCAGAGACUAUUGCUCUAUUUUCUUAUAUCUUUACUCUUGUUUUGGUAUUAUGGCCUGGAAAGUCAUUAUAUCGAAAAGAAAGAAUGCGUUUCAUUAGAAUGCUAAAACGAGUUUUUUCAAUCAAUAUAUUUGCAUCUGUUUUCUUUUCAGACAUUAUUUUAGCAGACAUGAUGACAAGUUUUUCCAACGUAUUUGGAGACUUAUUUAUAGCCAAUUGUAUUAUUUUCAGUGGUCAUGAUUCCUCCUAUUUUAUGGAUAAUACACAUAAUAUUUAUUAUUUUGAUAUCAUGGUUCCUUUAUUGAUAGGUAUACCCUAUUUAAUUCGACUACGGCAAUGUAUAACUGAAUACAUAGAAUUUAAAGAGAAACGUCAUUUAUUGAAUGCAUUAAAAUAUGCAUCCUCGAUACCAGUAGUUAUAUUUUCAGCCCUCUAUAGAAAGGCAACUAUUUAUAUUGCAGAAAUGGGAACAGUACCUACACAUUGGCCUUUAAAGGAAGAUACUAUCUUUCGAAUUUGGAUAUUACUUGUUUUCAUUAAUUCAAUGUAUUCCUUUUGGUGGGAUAUUUCAGUGGAUUGGAAUUUAAUUAAUGUUACCUUAGACUCACAGCAACAUCAAAAGAAGACUACUUUAUUAUCAUCAUCGACUCCUCUCAUUCAUUUUCGUCGACAGUUGUAUUUCCCCCAAACAAGUUGCUAUAUUUUGGCUAUCUUUUUCGAUUUCUUACUUCGUAUCACCUGGAGUUUUAAAUUAAGCUCACACUUUUACAUUCGAAAAUUAGAUACAAGUCUAUUUUUAAUGGGACUUUUAGAAAUCCUUAGACGAUGGAUUUGGGUCAUAUUUAGAAUAGAAAAUGAAUGGGUUAAAAAAGUCUAUAGUGUAUCUUUACCAAAUACAUUAGAUCAGUUAAGAAUGAAUAGAUUAGAUCGUAAACCUUCUUCUUCUUCUUCUUCUGGUUUAUUACCACCCAUUGCUGAAGAGGAAUCUCUUUUGUAAUUAUUUAAAUUUUCCCUUAAUAAAAAAAAAGA
Messenger RNA from Cokeromyces recurvatus, 1317 nucleotides. Its product is annotated as EXS family-domain-containing protein. The record is from RefSeq and is a predicted model, not a curated record. Lineage: Eukaryota; Fungi; Mucoromycota; Mucoromycetes; Mucorales; Mucoraceae. The coding region runs from base 50 to 1285 and encodes 411 amino acids. Gene Ontology annotation, cellular component: membrane; cytoplasm. The transcript has 4 exons.